AUGCCGGGUCUCACACUCAACACAAGCGGCGCCGCCCGCGCGGCCACCCAUCCCUCUAGUCAAACUUCCGCCGCGGCCGCGAACCCAAGCACGAGCGCAAACACGCAAGACCCCGCGCGUCCCUCCUCACCACCAAGACCGACUUACAGCCCCAUCACACCACCUCUAAACCCGGUCGCGCUCCCGCCACGGCCGACAUACACGCACAGCUCACAUCAGGAUCAAGUAGGCAUAGCGCCGCCACCACCCGAGCCCAUCGACUUCGACAACAAUCCAGAUGUCCUGGCCCUCAAAUCCGCCAUCUCCAUCCUGCAGCUGCAGCGCCGCAAGGCCGCCGCCGACAUGGCGCUACUAAGCCGUGUCAAGACCGCCGCGCUCGCCGAGCCCGAGGCCUUCGUGCGCGACUUGACGACGGGGCGCGUGGGGAUGGAAGGCGACGCGCUAUAUGGCGGUAGUAGUAGCGCUGCGUACGAGGACGAUGAUGACGAUGAUGAAGAGGAUGAGGACGACGGGAUGGAAGACACACAGAGUAAUACCGCUGCUGCCGGACAACCCGCACCCUCCAUAACUUCACACACCGACUCAAGCAGCAACAGAACAAUCACCGACAACUCAGAAGCAUCGCACUCGGAAAUUAAGAGCGACCCCGACGCCACAGAGUCAGAGUCCUCGCACCAUCACCAUCACCACCCCCAACCUAACCCCCAACCUAAACCCCAACCCAACCCCCAAUCCCGUCCCUGGACCAGGCUCCCCAAGCCGCAAAACGUAGUGCGCUGCCCACCCAUCAACUGGGCGCAAUACGCCGUCGUCGGCGAGUCCCUCGACAAGCUUCACAGCGAGCAGAUCUCGCGGCCCGCGCAAGGGGUCCCAGCAGCCGUUGGGCCCGACGGCCGGUACGAGUUCAAGGGGGAGCCCGGACGGCAGGAGAAGCUAGUUGGGGUCGCGGCGCCGUAUGCGCCGGGCAAGGACCGUAUUGAGCGGAAGCCUAAGGGGCCUAAGCGAUGA
This is a messenger RNA of Daldinia childiae, 1008 nucleotides long. RefSeq lists its product as uncharacterized. NCBI's taxonomy places the organism in Eukaryota, Fungi, Ascomycota, Sordariomycetes, Xylariales, Hypoxylaceae. Bases 1 to 1008 code for a protein of 335 amino acids. The record is from RefSeq and is a predicted model, not a curated record. The transcript has a single exon.